Molecule: messenger RNA, 644 nt
Organism: Colletotrichum acutatum
Lineage: Eukaryota; Fungi; Ascomycota; Sordariomycetes; Glomerellales; Glomerellaceae
Exons: 2
Coding region: 163-594 (143 amino acids)
Source: RefSeq, a predicted model, not a curated record
CCAAGAUGGUCGGCUACAAAUGAGUGGUCCAUGGGGUCGGGAUGUAACUUGGGGGUGACGGGAUCAGUAUACGACGGACCCGGCACUAUCUUCUUUAUUCCAACCAACUGCAGCAAAACGUAGUCUGCAACUCAACGGACACUACUCCAACAAUAGCCGACGAUGGCCAACCUCAUCGACUUGACGGAGGUCACUGCGUAUGCGGAGGACAACUGCAUGCCAGGCACCACAGCAAGAGCACAGCUCGGCUCGGUUAUGACCUGGGAUCUCACUCAGUCGUCCAGGGGCCCGACAGACACAGUCAUGUCUGACCAUGUCUCCCUGAGAGUGAGACCUCAUUCCUUCACCAAGGAUCAGCACCACAGGUCGGCGAUUCCCCAGACCGCGUCUGAGUUUACCAAUAAACUCCGCGGUCUGAUCGACAAUUUUUUUUUCUAUCUUCACUUCUACUCUUUGAGACUAAAAGAGAGCAUUCGAAAAAGCGGGUCGUCAUUGGAGAAUCAUAGGGGUCCUCGUGAGGGGGCUUUCUUUGAUGACCACGAACUCUGCACUACCGAGAUGGCGCGGUUUUUUUUCAAUCCCGCCCAAUCAUGACCAUUUCCUUCUCCGCAGUCGACUCCGUCCCUGCUUGGUGGGCGCCUCUG